AGAUAUUCUGAUAGCAGUAAAUGGAACUGAUGUCACCAGCAUGCCACAUUCAGAAGCUGCAAAUCUGGCAAGGAAAGGUCCUGAUAUCCUGACUAUGAUAGUGGGAUCAGACAUCAGCCGUUACCCCAACACCCCCAAACCUACCUGCCGAGGAUAUUUGCACAAACGAACACAAUCAGCAAUACUGAAGGGCUGGAGAAAGAGGUGGUUUGUACUGAAACAUAAUGGUUACCUACACUAUUAUAAACACAAGAAGGAUGAAGGGAAGUGCAGACCUCUGGAAGUAACAAAACUGGAAGGAGCAGAAAUUGGUGUCGACACCAGUCUGGGUAAACCAUUUGUUUUUAAAUGUAUACCUCAAGCGGCAAACAGGAUUUUUUACUUCUGUGCGACUUCUAAUCAAGAAAUGAAGAGGUGGCUGGAGGCUAUGGAUAAAGCAGUGCAUCCCAUCCAUCAGAAUCACGUGUGGGUAGAUGUCACACUGCAUAACACUACACUCCCACCACUGGCUAUCAAGAACCCUGAGUGCUUGGGGCUUCUCCAUCAGCUGGACAAGAGCAAAGAUGUCUGGAUUCAGCACUACUGCAUUCUGAAGGAUGGUUGUUUGUACUUUUAUGCCACUCUCCGGUCUACACCUGCCCAAGGUGGCCUUUACCUGCAGGGCUAUAUUGUGAGUGAACAGUCCUUGGGCUCCAAGAGAUCUGUCAUUGAACUCAAACCUCCAUCUGAAGAAUUUAAAACUUUUUACUUAUGUGCAGAGAAUGUAAAUGAAAACAAAAGGUGGAUUACAGCUUUGAAAGCUUCCAUUAAUAAAUGGUUACCCCUACACCAGGCAAUCCAAGAUUUCAUGAACAGACCCCUGGAGGAGACAAGGAUGUGAGAAAAAAGCUCAGGUUUUCCUUUGUUCUCUGUUUUGCAUUUAAAAUUCCAUGCUACAUCUUUUGAGUCAUCUCAAGAGAUACUCCAGCAGCAACUUAUCUUUAGGAUUGCUAUAUAUUCAGAACCUUUGUAAGCAUUAAAAAUUUAAUGCAAAGCAAUGUUGCCUUCUUUGUCACUGUAUUUUGUCUUUCUACUUCAAUUCAGACCACACGCAGAGUCUACUUUACAGCUGUGAUGUGACAUACAUGCCAGAUACAUUUUGUAGUCAUUGCUGGGGGUUUUUUCUGGGUUUAUUGGGUUUUUGGGGAUUUUCUGCAAAUGCACUCUUUACGAAGUGUUCUGUUUUUUCAUCCAGAUGGUUCAUAUGUAGGUUUGCCAAUAUGUUUCUAGGUGUUGUGGAGCUUGAGACGAGCUGGUUUACUGAAGGGUUAGCAGCGACAUACUAUUACAUGUAAGAAAUCUGUACAUUUUUGUUGUGCUAUUGUACAUUCUGUCUUAAUUUUAUGAUGAUUUUGAUUUGGUCAUCUGCCAUCACAUCACAGCACAUUUGUGAACAGAAAUCAAUUCAAGAAUCAAAGGAUGCUGUUUCCUCCAAAGUUAGCCGUAAAGAACAGCAGCAUAACUCUUCCUAUGAAUAAA
This is a messenger RNA of Passer domesticus (house sparrow), 1518 nucleotides long. RefSeq lists its product as uncharacterized. The transcript is spliced from 7 exons. The coding region runs from base 41 to 880 and encodes 279 amino acids. Lineage: Eukaryota; Metazoa; Chordata; Aves; Passeriformes; Passeridae. The record is from RefSeq and is a predicted model, not a curated record.